AUGGCUAGCGACGCCUCUUCUUCUCAGUUCCCCUCAGGCAUUCCCGAUCCACCUAUCUUCAAGAAACUCGGCCUCAAAGACAGAUCCCAUUUACGACAUAACAUCGAAGUUCAAUCAGCCGCCAAUAUGACUACCGAGCAGACCUUCAUUGCUAUCAAGCCUGAUGGCGUUCAGCGUGGCCUCAUCGGUCCCAUCAUCUCGCGCUUCGAGAACCGUGGCUUCAAGCUCGCUGCUAUCAAGCUCGUCACCCCCUCCAAGGAGCACCUCGAGAAGCACUACGCCGACCUGAGCGACAAGGCUUUCUUCCCUGGUCUCAUUGCCUACAUGGGUUCCGGCCCCGUCUGCGCUAUGGUCUGGGAAGGCCGUGAUGCCGUCAAGACCGGCCGCUCCAUCCUCGGCGCCACCAACCCCCUCGCCUCUGCUCCCGGCACCAUUCGUGGCGACUACGCCCUCGAUGUCGGCCGCAACGUGUGCCACGGCUCCGACAGCGUCGAGAACGGAAAGAAGGAGAUUGCCCUGUGGUUCAAGGAGGGCGAGGUCCAGAGCUGGAAGAGCGCUCAGCACGACUGGGUUUACGAGAAGUAG
Molecule: messenger RNA, 585 nt
Organism: Cucurbitaria berberidis CBS 394.84
Lineage: Eukaryota; Fungi; Ascomycota; Dothideomycetes; Pleosporales; Cucurbitariaceae
Product: NDK-domain-containing protein
Exons: 4
Coding region: 1-585 (194 amino acids)
Biological process (GO): GTP biosynthetic process; CTP biosynthetic process; UTP biosynthetic process
Molecular function (GO): nucleoside diphosphate kinase activity
Source: RefSeq, a predicted model, not a curated record